GGGGUUGGAGCCCAACGCCGACAAAUGGGUGCCCAGAGAGGGCUGGGGAGGGGGCGACAGGCUAAAGGGGUACGCUCGGAGUCGUUCGUGAAGUGUGACUGUGACGAGGCUCAGACUCACGUUGGAGACCCCGCAAGCAGAUGUUUUUAUUAACAGAACGGAAACUAUAUUUCCCAGCAUUCUUAUGGUGAGAGAACUACAUUGUCAGAAAGCCUCUGCGAGGUUCAUCUGUAUUCCGCUUCCGCUUGCUGACGCGGAUCUCCGGGAAUAUGAGGAGCCGCUGGCUUUGGCGGCUCCUACGCCCUGACGGCAGUCGAGGUGGCUGGACUUCAACGCCCCGCGGGCGUCUGUCGCCCGCCCUGCGGAGAGGUUUCUUGACAACCAUAACUAAGGCAAGUUAUGACAGGAGGCCAGUGGACAUAACUCCUCUAGAACAACGAAAAUUAACUUUUGAUACCCACGCGCUGGUGCAGGACUUGGAAACUCACGGGUUUGACAAGACGCAGGCGCAGACGAUUGUGUCGGUCCUAAGUACGCUAUCGAAUGUCAGCCUGGACACCAUCUAUAAGGAGAUGGUGACUAAAGCCCAGCAGGAAAUCACAGUCCAGCAGCUGAUGGCUCACUUGGAUUCCAUCAGGAAAGACAUGGUCAUCCUAGAGAAGAGUGAAUUCGCGAAUCUGAGAGCAGAGAAUGAGAAAAUGAAAAUUGAAUUAGAUCAAGUUAAGCAGCAGCUGACCCAUGAAACCAGUCGGAUCAGAGCAGACAAUAAGCUGGACAUCAACCUGGAAAGGAGCCGAGUAACAGACAUGUUCACAGAUCAAGAAAAGCAACUUAUGGAAGCAACCAAUGAAUUUACCAAAAAGGUAAGUCUGUCAGAAAGGAAGUGCUGCUGACAGUUUUUGGAUCUGUUGGUUCCUAUGUGUCUGGAUAACUAUUCCAGGAGAGAAGAAAAAGGAGCAAAAUACUCUUUACUGAUUGAUACCCUGCUUUGCUUGAAGUUUCAAGAUUGAAGUUUAUCAGGCAACUGGGCAAUUCAGUUAGAGAAAAGGGUGUCUGGCUCUUGAGAAAAUAAACCCAAGAACAAAGUGGUAAAAUUAAUUGGGUAAAUUUUUGGGGGAAAAAAUCAUUUUAUAGUUUGAAUGGCAUUAGAAAGAUCACUGAAGUAGAUGCAGGCUGUUAAAAAAAACAUAGCAGAAAGGAGUGGAGGGUCCGGAAACAUCUCACCCCAAACCGACUGAGCACACAGAUACCAUCCCAAAAUUAGAUUGUCUCCUUUUGAGCUCCACAGCUUCAAUCUGACUGAAGAUUUCACGGCCCCGUGUAAUAGGAGAAUGUACUGGUUACGUAUUACUUGUCUUUCUCCUUUUUCAUAAAAGCAAUGUGUUUUUAUUUAAAUUAUCCAUAUAAUUCAAGAGCAGUGAAAAUUCCCUCACCUUCUUUAUUUACUAUUUGCAGUUUAUCUCUUGUCUGCUAUAUACAAGUUAUAUAUCUACUUAUAAAAAGGAAUUAUACAUUAUAAUUAACUCUGUGUGUUCAAAUGUAACUAAAUGUCUUAAGUAUAUUUUAACAUUAACACACAUCUUUUUAUUACAAAAGAUAGUAUUCUGUUGUUCAAAAUGUUAUAAUUCCCCCAACAACGUUGCUUUCAAUUCUCUGUCCUGAAGAGCCCUGCCAGUCUGCACAUCCGUGCACGUGCGUGCUUUCUGAGGACACACGCUGCUAUACCCUUGUUGCUAUGCGCUUAAAAACUUGGAGUCAGAAGAUACAACUGUUUUAAAUGUGUGCAUUAACAAAAUACUAUAAAAACCCUGAUCAUAGUGGUUUUCCAGCCAGCCCCUGUCUGUGGUGAUGUGACCAGUUAGAGGAUGGAGUCAGCCCUCAGCUGAUGCUUCUUUCUCUUUCUUUCUUUCUUUCUUUCUUUCUUUCUUUCUUUCUUUCUUUCUUUCUUUCUAAUUUUUUAAAAUUAAAAAAAUUAAAUUUUAAAAAGCUGCUUCUUUCUUCUUAAUUUUUUAAAUUUUAUUUUAUUUUGUGUGCACUUGUAUUUUGCCAUGAGUGUCAGGUCCCCUGGAACUGGAGUUACAGACAAUUUUGAGCUGCGAUGUGGGUGUUGGGAAUUGAAUCUGGGUCCUCUGGAAGAGCAGUCAGUGCUCUUAACGACUGAGUUAUCUAUCUGUCCAGCCCAGCACCUUCUUUCUUAACUAUGACAGCUCUUGUUUUUUAUCUCCUUAACAUUAGGUUCCUUCUUAAAAUUCAGAUUAAAAAAAUAGUUCUAAGACAGCAGUAGUGGCACUCGGGAGGCAGAGGCAGGCGUAUCUCUGUGAGUUCGAGGCCAGCCUGGCCUAAAAGAAUGAGUUCCAGGACAACCAGGGCUGUUACGCAGAGAAACCCUGUCUCCAAAAACCAAUAAGAAUAAUAAUAAUUCUAAAGCUAGGCUUUGAAGACCCCUACUCUAGAAAAAUCUGUAAAAGCGAAGGCCUUGAGCUUAACUGUAAUGCUAAUCACUCUGGGAUGCUCACUCUCUUCUAAAAUCAGUACCCAAGUAACAAAGGAAUGGUUUCGAAUUGGAGCUGGCAUUUUCCAGUAUUCUCUAGCAUAUUUACUUACAAAAUACCACAGUUAAAAACAAAUCCCCUUUACCCUCCAAGUUGAAGAUGGUGACAUUUUCUAAAAAGCUUUCAUUUAGCAGUUUACAUCUCCAGGGUAAAUCUAAUAGGCUUAGUGGUAGCAAAAGAGUAAAGCAAAUUAGCGAUUGUUUUAAAAAAGAUUUUUCUGGGUCUAGAGAGAAGGCUCAGUGGUUAAGGGCAUUGGUUGUUAUUUUCAAGGACAAGGGUUGAUUCCCAGUACCCACAUGGUGGCUCACAACCUUCUGUAACUCCAGUCCCAGGGGAUGCUGUGUUCUUUUCUGGUCUCAAUAGGCACAAGUCACACACAUGGUUCACAGCCAUACAUGUAAAAUACACAUACACACAAAAAUAAAGACUUUCCUGGUCAUUCUUCUUUUGUUUUCUUCACUGAGGAUUUGAAAUCAGUAAUACUGAGGCAUUUUCUCCUUCCUUCUUUAAAUAUGUCUUAGUACUGUUGUUACUGGCAAGCAUUUUAGGAAGCCACAAUUACGUAUUUUUAAAUAAGUAGGAAGAUACAGCCUAAGUGGACCUACUUUCCCUAGAAUACCUGAGAUGUUGCUAAUAAGACAAUAAGGUCCCAUUUACUGAAGAUUCACAAACACUGUAGGAUUUGGCUGUCAAUUUGCCCAAAACUUCUAGGCUUAGCCUCCCAAGUAUCUGGAAGUAUGGGGCACAAGUCUGUGCCCAGAAACCUCAACCUUGACUGAGAAAAUACCUCCAUAAGGUCAGCCACGCCUGUGGGGAAUUUUUUUUUUUUUGGUGGUCAAGAUCCAUUUCAGAAAGACUUUAUUAUAACUGCAUUCUAUAAUGACAAAUAUUAAUUAUUGUGUGGUAGGCAUGGGACUCCCUGGCAUGAUGGCAGUGUGAGGACUGGUCCAGGACAUUCACCUUCCCUAUGUAAAUUUAAACUAAAGUGCCAGUCCUUGAAGGGAAGUCUUGGGCAGGCUAUCAGCAGUGCGGGUGAAUUCCUUAAGAUACGUUGUGUAGAAUAGCCCCAUCGUGUACACUCUUGGAGUUGGAUUCUAUAGAACCUUAAGAGAAACCCUGACUAUGUAAUCAGACUCAUGAAGAUGAGCUAAGCUAAGAAUUGGCCCAUAAAUCUGUUCGCAUAUUUUGAUGUUUGAUGUGAGAGGGCUCAGGCCACUGUGGGUGGUGCCACUGACCUCUGGGCAGGCUGAAGGCAGGCCGAGUAUGCCAGUGAGCAAGCUGGUUCUGCUUCAGUUCCUGCUCCAUGUCCUGACCUCCCUCAGUGAUGGAGUGUGACCUCAGAGUGUAAGAUAACAUAGACCCUUUCCUCCCCAGGCUGCUUAGCUACAGUGUUUAUCACAGCAGUAGAAACCCUAAGACACAAUGCUAGCAACUUUGAAGUACUGCUCACAUAACUGUAUUUUAAAAUUAUUUUUAUUUUUACUCUCUGCAAUACAGGAGGCUAUUGAUAUAAAUCUUGCCUUACAAAUGCCUUUUAUCCUUAGUUUAGUUUUCUAGGGAAUAAAGAACAUGGGCUAUAAAUCUGAUUUUGUUUCUGUUUAUUUAAUUAUUAUUUUACGACCCGAAAUUAAUUAAACUAUAACUUGUAACAUAGCUUCUUUUCUU
Alexandromys fortis (reed vole) is the source of this 4217-nucleotide messenger RNA. RefSeq names its product coiled-coil domain containing 90B (gene Ccdc90b). The coding region runs from base 270 to 893 and encodes 207 amino acids. NCBI's taxonomy places the organism in Eukaryota, Metazoa, Chordata, Mammalia, Rodentia, Cricetidae. The transcript is spliced from 8 exons. The record is from RefSeq and is a predicted model, not a curated record. Gene Ontology annotation, cellular component: mitochondrion.